UUAUUGAUGAUAAGAUGUGUCCGUUAUUGACCACAGUUUAGUAGACGGGCGGGGCUGUGCGCCUCCCGUGCGCCUCCCGUGCGCCUCCCCCUGCCUCUGAUGCAAAUGAAGGGGCUUACCCGGAUCUACCGCUGCAGAUAUUUGUCAGGCUCCUCCCUGCACUUUUUUUAUCGCCUUAUAACAGGAUAUCUCACUGGCGCGAAAAACGCACUGUGUCUCUCUGUUACACAUUGUGGGGCGGACCUAGUGCCUGUUGUUGGAGCCCCGGUGUUUUUCGCCGUUUUUAAGCGAUACUAAAGCAGAAGCAUCGACUUGGUCGAAACAGCGCGUCUUUGUAUCCAGGAGCAACUCGGACAGCGUUUCUCCAUAUGAUCUCCGUGGACCACGGUCACUGCUCCUUGGCUGCUGAGGGAUUUCCACUGCUCACAAUUUGGUUCUGAGAUUUUGCAGAGAUACGGCUGUGCAGGACGUUCUUCGGAGGCGACAGUCGUACCUUUCGUCGAACACUAUAGAAGAUUCUAUUAGCUGGAAAUAUGGAGUUCGACUGUUACCAGCCCUAUUUUUUCGAUGAUUUCGACACUGAGGAGGAUUUUUACAAGUCAACCGCACCGAGCGAAGAUAUAUGGAAAAAGUUCGAGCUGCUGCCCACCCCUCCCAUGUCUCCCACCCGGACUCUGAGCGGUGCUGCCCUGCAGAUCUCACCGGGAGACAAACGCAGCUGGUUGUCCAAAGUCCUGGGCCAGGACGAGGACCUCGAGGGUCAGUUCAUCCCUGAAACAGAGGAACUGUUCGGCAACCUCAGCUCCAUCAUCAUCCAAGACUGUAUGUGGAGUUGUUUCUCUGCCAGUAAGCAACUAGAGAAGGUGAAGGGCAGAGUGUCAGGUGUGGCGCAGACCACUGUCUCUCCCGUGGCCCAGAUCUCCAUGAGACCAAGCAGAGCGCACUGCGUCUCACCUGGUGGCCCGCACGCCGUGUUGGCGACGGACUGCGUCGACCCCACGGCUGUUCUCACCUUCCCGGCAAGCAGCUGCAGGAAGCCGGCGUCGUCUGGCUCCGAGUCUCGCUCUGAUUCCUCUGAUGAUGAGGAAAUCGAUGUGGUCACUGUGGAGAACAAGCAAAGCCGGAUGCGGCUGGUGAGUGUCAGAAAACCGGUCACCGUCACGGUUCGUGCAGACCCUUGCCCCAAACGCUUUCAUACGUCUGUCCACCGGCAGCAACACAACUAUGCUGCCCGCUUUCCAGACAGUGACCCAGAGUGUGAAGAGGAGGAGGAGGAAGGCGAGGAGGAAGGCGAGGAGGAAGGCGAGGAGGAAGGCGAAGAGGAAGGCGAGGAGGAGUAUGAGAAAGAGCCUCAGAGCAAACGUGCCUGCACGGUGUUUACUAGGCAGUCAAGCUAUUCGGCUUGCGUAUCCCAGCCGGCCUCCCCCUCGGAGACACCCCAGAACUCAGACGCAGAGGACACUGACCGCAGGCGGAACCAUAACUUCCUAGAAAGAAAGAGGAGGAAUGACCUAAGGUCCCGUUUUCUUGCCCUACGGGACCAGAUCCCUGGCUUGGAGUCAGCCAAGACUCCUAAGGUGGCCAUCCUGACCCAGGCAACAGAGUACCUCAUGGAGCUGCACGGCAGGGAGAAACAGCAGCUCCAAGAGAAGAGACGCCUCAAAUCCCGACAGCAACAGCUCCUCCGCAGAUUAUCUGAACUGAAGCGCUCCUGAGACACAGAGAAGUGUGCUUUUGAAAUAAACUGCCUCAUUCACAUUCAAGUCUCAAGUUACUCGUCACUUUUGAGAAGCAACCAGUUUUAUAUUGACAACAGGUCUCAUGUAAAUAGCUGUGAAUUUAGUUUGGAGCAUAGACUGUUUCUGUUGUUCUGGGUUUCCAAUGAAUUGACUAUACUGGCCUGUGAACCUGUUAUGGGGAGGAGCAGUUAGAUGUCAGUGUGCUGUGUUUGGUUUUGUUUUUUUUGCACAGUCAUUUUUAGUUCAGAAGGGGGCGUGGGGGUUACAUGAAUUGAUUUUUAUAGCUAUGACCAAGUUAUUUCCUGGUAUGCUGUGAUGGUGCUUUAUAGUGUGAUGUUGAACAUACGUAUGUAGCCUUCAGGAUGUGUGUGAAAGUUGUCUUCAUUUUAUUAUUGCACACUUAUAAUGGAGUGUGAAGGACUUUCUGUGUACAGAAGCAUGAAUGAAUGAGUUGGCUCCUGCUAUGUUUGGUUUUGUAUGACUGAUUGUUUAAUGUACAAAUUGUUCUGUAAAUAAUAGCUUAUCGCUGCUGGUGAAGGAGACAAAAUCAGAAUUGUCUCCGAGCUUUGUCCCUUUGUAUGAUGUGCCACCAGGCACAGAGGGGCCUUUAUUUUGAUAAGAAAAUAGGAAAAAUUGACAAAAAUGAAUAAGUAGCACUGCUGUACUUUAUAUUCACCCGUCACUUUGUGACUUCAAUGUGAUUGAGGCUUCUCCUAAUUUGGUUUAUUUUUAAAGCAUGCUAAC
Monopterus albus (swamp eel) is the source of this 2483-nucleotide messenger RNA. Its product is annotated as protein L-Myc-1b-like. Gene Ontology annotation, molecular function: DNA-binding transcription factor activity; protein dimerization activity. The transcript has 3 exons. Gene Ontology annotation, biological process: regulation of DNA-templated transcription. The record is from RefSeq and is a predicted model, not a curated record. NCBI's taxonomy places the organism in Eukaryota, Metazoa, Chordata, Actinopteri, Synbranchiformes, Synbranchidae. The coding region runs from base 534 to 1715 and encodes 393 amino acids.